Dermacentor silvarum is the source of this 5434-nucleotide messenger RNA. RefSeq lists its product as uncharacterized. NCBI's taxonomy places the organism in Eukaryota, Metazoa, Arthropoda, Arachnida, Ixodida, Ixodidae. Gene Ontology annotation, molecular function: zinc ion binding. The record is from RefSeq and is a predicted model, not a curated record. The transcript has 4 exons. Bases 304 to 3333 code for a protein of 1009 amino acids.
CGUUGUCCACAUGUACGUGCUACGUGUUACUACUAUGUUUACAAAGUAUUUUGAAUAUAUCUUGGCGUUACAAAAGUUACAAAAAUGAGUCGGAACAACAUGGCGGCGUCUAUGCGGUUGCCACUUUUUUUUGCUCAGCUUUUCUAACUCUACGCUUCCGUCUAUGCAAACACCGCGCAUGCGUACGGCAGCGAGCAGACUAUGGCCGCGGCAUGGAAGCUACUGCGCUGGAAAACCUCCGCCCUGUGUGCUUCUCAUUGAUCAUUGUAUGUCACCUGGACUGGGCCUGACGCGGAAGUUGCCAUGUCGAAAGCGCCCGAAGCUUACAUCGUUUGCAAGCACCUCCAAUGCGCGCAGAAGUUGGGAAACACUUGGACUGGCUACGUAGACUCGCAAGAGGAGUACGACGAAUUCAUUCGCGAUCUAGCCGCCUUCGGCAUCUCAUUCAAUACCUUGAGAACGAGGUCCUCGCUAAGUGAAAAAGGAAGGCUCCUGCUGUGUACUCAGCGUGGCGAUGUCGUCAUAAACGAAGAUGCGCCGUUCAAGGUUGUGGAGACUUCAAAGAGAUGUAGCAUCUUUCAAAAACCCAGCCAGGAAGAAGAAACAAGUGGGUUGGAAGCCACCUCGACUGAAAGCACCGAACCACCUUGCUUAAAGAAGGGCAUCUGCACUGCGAUGAUGUCCGUCAAACAAAUUGAGAGGUACCCAGAAUUCCGGGUGCCCCACUUAAACCACUAUAGUACCAAACGGGGACGUGACGCUGCCGUAGCGACAACACUAUCGCGACUGAGGCUGGCUCUUAAGAAAGAGGCAGCUGGGAAACCUGUGCUCAGGCAGCAUCGCUUUUACAUCUCUAUGGAUGUCAAAGGGUGCCAUCACCACCAUGUUAGCGAUUCCAUUUGUGAAGAACAGCCAGUGAACGUGAACGCAUUGCAGAACAAGACGGAGCUGGCGGAGCCAAAUCAGACAUCAACCGGAAUCAUCGGGCGCUGCUUGACAUAUUACGUUAAGGAAGUUCUCGUGACAAACAAGCCGAGCCCAGUGAUCACGUCCGAAGAUUGUUAUGCAACAAAGCAAUGCAUAAGUGAUCACAUUCAGAGAGCCCUUCGGAAGGACGGGUUUAGUUCCCUCAAGCGAAAGGGUAUCGCAAAGUGUGUGGAAGAACUGAAUGAGAAAGUGCCAAUGACAAGUCCUCUUUUUUUUACUUAUGAGCAGAGAACGAGGAGAGAGUUACAGAGUGACGAUGAGCACCAAACUGUGCAACUCGACUGCGAUGUCUUGGCGGCAGUUGCAAGUGAAUGUAAAGCAGCGUUGCUGCGUUGCACCCAUACAGAUUUCAUGAAGAAUCUCAUGCUCAAGUAUUGCGAGGUAGUGUUGUGUAUGGAAGCUGCGUAUGGCGGAACCGAUUAUGCCCUACCGGUUUUCCUUAUUUACUUCAAGACACCAAGCUGUCAUGCUGUGGUCGGGGCUUUUGUCGUUCACUUUGAGAUGGCCAAUUGCAUGGAGGAGAUGCUUGAUCUGUUUAAGGCCAGUGACUCAGACUCUGUCAGUACAAAGUUUUGGGUAAUCGAGCACAGCCGAGCGGAUAUCGAGGCACUUUGUUGCACUUUUCCAAGGAGCCAUCCUCUCUUGUGCAAUUUCCACCGAGAACAAGCAUGGAGGGGGUGGCGAUCCAAAGAGGCAAGUAUUGUAAGCAACGUCAGCUUAGUCAAGAAAAUGCUGCAGCGAGUGGCACAUAGCAAAAAUGAUGAGGAACGCAAGUUGGCAGUGGAAGCAUUGGAGCAGUCUCCCCACUGGCAGAGAAAUAAGAAGCUGCAAGGAUUCAUAUGCCAAAAGUGGCUAUUGCUCAGUGAAAUGUUGGCAAAAAUGCGCAAAUGCGCCUUUCGUUUCGACGACAUGGACGAGGAUUUGGAGACUAAAAGUGAAAAGCUACAAGCCUGUUUGACAGAAGGUGGUAGCCACCAUGACGUUCGAGGACUGGUUCGAGUUUUUGCCAAGACGUUUUCUCCAGAAAGUGAAAAGCAGGCUUUGCAAGUCAGCACGAGCUCUCUUCCUAGCUACCCUCUCUUCAACGUUGCUUUACCCAAGUUUCUCCACGGCAAACCUUCUGCUGUGACGAAACAAAUCAUGGAACACUUGACGAGAGCUGCUAACUACAGGAGGUUAGAAAUUAAUCCAGGCGAAGAAGAAGGCACUUUUUUUGUCCAAUCUACUGCUCAGAGUAGCAGCUUUCACGAAGUGAACGUCAACGUUCCAAGCUGCACUUGUUCCUUCUUUGUACAAACAGCACUGCCAUGCAGACACUUAGCAGCAGUCUUCUUGCUUGUGGAGGGCUGGGACUUUUCACGCCUGCUGGCCACUUACAGGAAUGGGCCACAUAUGACAGCCCAUGAAGACGCUGAUUCCACAUCACAGGAAACAGUUAGCAAGGCAUCACAAAUGGAAGUUUCUAUUAAGGCUGAGCCGGAUGAUCCAGACAUGACAGCCCGUGAAGAUGCUGAUUCCGUGUCGCAGGAAACAGUUAGCAAGGCAUUACAAAUGGAAGUUUCUACCAAGGUUGAGCCGUAUGAUCCAGACAUGACAGCCCAUGAAGACGCUGAUUGCACGUUGCAGGAAAUGAUUAGCGAGGCAUCACAAAUGGAAGCUUAUGUCAAGGUUGAGCCGAAUGAGCCAUAUAUGACAGCCCAUGAAGGUGCUGAUUGCACGUUGCAGGAAAUGGCAUCAGAUAUGACAGCCCAUGAAGGCGCUGAUUGCACUUCGCAGGAAGCAAUUAGCAAGGCAUCAGAAAUGGAAGUUUGUGUCAAGGUUGAGCCAAACGAGCCACAUGUGACAGCUUAUGAAGACGCUGGCUUCUUGUUGCAAGAAACAAUUAGCGAGGCAUCACAAACAGAAGUUUGUAUCAAGGUUGAACCGAAUGAACCACAUUUGACAGCUCACGAGGAUGCUGAUUACGCAUCCCAGGAAACGAUUAGCAAGGCAUCUGAAACAGGUGCUUGUGUCAAGGUCGAAUGGGACCUGCAGCCCGCUGAACUGCUAGUUGAAGUUAGUACUGCGGAGCCUGAGCAGGACUUAGAGCAGAGCCUGUCACUCAUGAAAUCCCAAAUUGGAGCUCAAAUGGAGGAGAUUGAUUCUCUGCUUUGUCAUGUACGGGACAAUACUGUGUUGCAAUGGGUGCUAGACAAGUUCAAUCAAGUAGGAGCACUGGUGGAACGACAUGUGCCUGGAUGUAGUGCAGCAAGCAUCGAGAGAUGGACAGCUGAGGGAUGCAGUAAUAUUAAGAGGAAAGGAGCGACCCUGGUUGUAUCAACAAAGAAGAAAAAAGAUUUCAGCUAGUCAGUCUACAGAAUGAGGUGGCUGUAAGUAGAGGCGCAUGGGACAUAUGUUCGCAUUAUGCUGUGCACUCACAUUAUCCUUCAUCAUUUUGUACAUAUUCAUUAACAUACAUUGGUCCCCAUCACAUGAAGCAAACAUUCUGGUCAGUGUAUGCAGGUUUUAUAGAUGCAAGGCACUGGGCUGUCUUCUCAUGCUGAAUUCACUGGAGCAUGAUUGCUUGUGAAAAUUCAUGCUAUUAGCCUCAAACAGUUCGUCCUAUCUGUUUAGAAAAUCCAAACACAUGGGCAUUGACUGUGUUCUUGACGCCCUUGCCUCUGCUCCAUCAGACUGCACGCUCCUGGCGUGGAAGCCUACCCAGCAGGCAAUUGCUGGCAGCCGUGGGAUGCCAACAUUUGUUUGCUGACUGGUAUGUUCCUGGCAUGUGUUUAGAUGAUGUAAAAUAUACACUGAACUUCAGAAGUAGUUCCUGGUCAGCAAUUGUGCAUAUUGGAAUGCAGUGUGCGGAUUGUAAGGCUUUGAGGCUACACGUGUGCUCUGUAUGUGACGCACCUGCAGAUUUGGGAGGCCAUGAGAAACUGAGUGCUUUACAGGUCAUUCUUAAAAGCCACCACAAGUCCGUCAGAAUAUUGUAAGAACAAGCGCAUUCCAAAGGGUACAGACUGGCGUAACACAAAUGCUUAUAGACAAUGGACGCCUGUAUGCUCUAUAACAGAGGGUGAAAUAAAUACAGGCACGCCAUAGGAACAAGAUUAAGCGCAGCUUAUGGUUCUGCCAUGUGUAAUGGCACGAUUGUUAAGUAUAGGCAAAAUAUAUUUUGGAAAGUCAAUUGAUGGAAGCAUUUGGUAUUUUAAGAGCUUGUGGAUUGUGUAUUGGUGGUCCAUUGCAGUAGCGCACCCAGGAUUUCUGCCAGGGGGGAGGGGGGGGGGGUUUACAGUUUGCCAAUACCAUCUAAACAGCACUACUUUCAAUUUCUUCACGGGAAAUUGUCAAAAAAUUCGAUUUUUGCACAAGUUUGUGAGUGUGCAGACGAUUGCGCGUCUUACAUCUUAGUUGCAGUACUGAAAGCCGCAAGGAAAGAAAAGGGUUAAACAAAAGGGGGGGAGGUUAACUCGGCCUCAGGGGGGCUUACAACCCCCGAAUCCCCCCCCCCCCCCCGUCGAUGCGCAACUGGUCCAUUGGUUGUAGUAGCACGUAGAGAGUCGAAAUUACUGGUAUCAUGUUGAACUACACUGUGCUCUGUGUUCUUUCUCCUCUUCUAUUUCUUUUUCUUUUUUAUUAAUUGACCUGUAUCAGUGUGGAGUGGCUGACUUAAUCUUGGCACUUUCAUGGCUACCUGCAUUUGCAUUGUUUUUGAAAUUUCAGUUGCAAGUAAAGGCUUGUUGCAUCUUAUUUCUUCAUCUUGUCUGUCAUGCAAUUCAGGUGUAAAUUAAUAUUUGAAGGUGAUUGUGGCACACGUUUAAUACUUAAUUCUACUUGGCUCUUGCUGUUUUAACCCAAAACUAUGUGUUUCUGUAGUUCUAGAGUUUGAAGUGCAUACCGACCUUUUGAUUGGCCUGUAUUUUUUGAACAGUUCAGAGUAAUGCGUUAUUAUCCCUCCACAGAAAGAAGCUUAGCUUAUAGACAAAUUCCUGUGUAUUAUUAUUCGUUAACGUACGUCUGCGGGAAACCCCAUGCAGGCGUCAUUUUUCACACCAAUUGCAAGAAAUGGCAAAAGUUUAUAAUAGUUGAAAUAAUAAUAUGAUGCUUUCCACGACAGUAGACAUGUAACUCCACAUGACAAUCGGUAUUGUUACACGGUGUCCUCCAGCAAUGGAAACCAGUGUGAAAGGCCAUGCUGUCCAAAAGCAUGAAGUUGAAGCUCUAUGGUCAGACGAAGCAGUGGUGUUAUAGCGGCAUUUAUUAGGUGCCAACUUGUGGGACAGUUGCAUCCGUCCCGUUAGGUAUCAACGUACACCAUUCAUCGAAUGCUAGCUCUCCCUGUGCUACAUUCAGUCCCCAUACAUCCUUAGUGUUGUGGUACCUCCUUGCAUAUGUUAAUUUAUUUAUUGAUUUAUAGAAUUUAGCAUUCUAUAGCAACCUUAGUGACUCAAUAAAACAUUAU